AUGAUUUCUUGUGUUGAUGUUUUGAAAGGUCAUAAUUAUUUAGUUCCCGUAGAUCCGUUUGAUGAUAACGAUUAUAGUUUUAGUCAUUAUUCUCCUGAAUACGAUUUUAUUUGUCUUGAUGAUGUUUUGAAACGUUUAAAUCAACAUCGAAAUCUGGUUAAUAUUGUCAUUUUGGAUGCAUGUCGAGCUGAUGGACAAAACGGUACGUGGAAAUCAAAAGACAUUACCGGCUCUCUAUCAUCUUUACCGAUUAUACCUGUUUAUGGAACAAGUAAAGGUUUAUCAGCCAAUGUUCGUACACGAAUCGAAAAAUUUCAAAAGCUUGUUCGAUCGAAACCGAUUGCAGAUUCGUCUUCUCCAUGGUUGAUUAUGUGUUACGCAAUAACUUUUGGAUUGGGGUACUUUAGAAAACUUUUUUCCCAUGGUUUUGCUCAAAAAUUUUUCCAAAUAUUACCGUAUGGGACCAAAGGCAAAACGAUGUCGAAAAUUUUUUCUAAAGUACCCCGAUCCAGAAGUUAUCGCGUACCACAUAAUCAACCAUGGAGAAGACGAAUCUGCAAUCGGUUUUGA
Didymodactylos carnosus is the source of this 570-nucleotide messenger RNA. The record is from the annotation of a GenBank genome assembly. Lineage: Eukaryota; Metazoa; Rotifera; Eurotatoria; Philodinida; Philodinidae.